Molecule: messenger RNA, 396 nt
Organism: Papaver somniferum (opium poppy)
Lineage: Eukaryota; Viridiplantae; Streptophyta; Magnoliopsida; Ranunculales; Papaveraceae
Exons: 3
Coding region: 1-396 (131 amino acids)
Source: RefSeq, a predicted model, not a curated record
AUGGUACUUAGGAAGACUGAAUCUGCAUCAUGGGUAGAUGGAAAUUUGGUUCAUAGUGUUGUUAAAUUGAUUAAGAAAAUGUUGGAUUUUGUGACUGACUAUGGUGUUGACCCUUGUGUGGCUGGCGAGUUAUAUAUGGUGACUAGCCCAAAGAAUUUUGUGUUCAUAGUGAACAUCAUUUCCAAGAUUUUCCCUUGUUUGCUGUGGAAGUUUAGGGGGUUCCCCUGUAUGGAUGAAGUGAGUGCAUUGCAUACCAUAAGGACACAAUGGAGAAAGUACUGCAGUGAUUAUUAUUCAGUGGAGAACUAUAAGGCCACAUAUGCACCAACUUUUAAAACACUAGAUGAUAAAAGUGAAUGGGUCCAGAUUCCCUUAUACGUAUUUAUGGUUUCAUAA